AUGGCGGAUGUAUUCGAUCUGGAGCUCCACGAGGGAGACGACCUUCGCGAUUCGGAUGACGACGUAGUCAUUGAGAUCGAAGAUGUUGACCUGGAACCCGAACUUCACAUCAACUCAAACCUAGACACUGAGGGAUCAGAAACGAUACCCCUGUCGGAGGAUAUUAUAAAUCCGGGCCGAAUAAAGCUGGGACCGCAAGAUUUUGAGCUAAAGAAAGUAUUAGGAAAGGGCGGAUAUGGUAAAGUCUUCCAAGUGAGAAAAACCACUGGUGCUGAUGCAAAUGCAUACUUCGCGAUGAAGGUGUUGAAGAAAGCGUCAAUAGUUAGAAAUCAAAAAGACACAGCUCACACACGCGCCGAGCGAAACAUCCUAGAAGCUGUCAGGCACCCAUUUAUAGUAGAAUUAGUAUACGCCUUCCAGACAGACGGCAAGUUAUAUUUAAUCCUAGAGUACUUGAGCGGCGGCGAGUUGUUCAUGCAUUUAGAGCGUGAGGGGAUAUUCCUCGAGGACACUGCAUGCUUUUACCUUUGUGAAAUUAUACUGGCGCUUGAGCACCUGCACAAUCUCGGCAUCAUCUAUCGGGAUCUGAAACCAGAGAACGUGCUCCUCGACGCGAAGGGUCACGUCAAGCUGACUGACUUCGGCCUAUGCAAGGAACACAUCCAGGAGGGCAUCGUGACGCACACGUUCUGCGGUACGAUCGAGUACAUGGCUCCGGAAAUCCUCACACGUAGCGGACAUGGCAAAGCGGUCGACUGGUGGUCACUCGGUGCCCUGAUGUAUGACAUGCUGACGGGAAUGCCCCCAUUUUGUGCGGACAAUCGUAAGAAAACGGUCGACGCGAUCCUGAAGGAUAAACUCAACAUCCCGGGCUACCUGACGCCGGAUUCACGGGACCUGAUCCGCCGGCUGAUGAAGCGUCAGGUGUCGCAACGUCUCGGCAGCGGACCAACGGACGGUCAGGCCGUGCGAGCACACCCAUUCUUCAAGAACGUCAACUGGGACGACGUGGUGGCAAGAAGGCUGGAUCCGCCGAUAAAACCCGUACUGGUUAGCGAGGACGAUGUGUCGCAGUUCGAUACCAAGUUCACGAAAGAGAUCCCUGUCGAUUCGCCCGAUGAGACACAGCUGAGUGAAAGUGUCAACCUGAUCUUCCAGGGUUUCACGUACGUCGCCCCGUCGGUGCUGGAGGACAUGCAAACGGGUAUUACACCGCGUUCGCCCCGCCGGCUGCCACGCCAUCACUACGGCCACCAUUUGCACCACCACCAUCACCUCCACCACGGUCCGGGCAGCAAUUCCGGGACGUCAUCAUCGUCGGGAGUGCACAGUGGCGGUAGCAGCAACGCCAGCAGUAGCAGCCGCAUGAUGCCGACGGGCGCGGCCGGUGGCCCGAGCAUGGAAAAUGGUAACGUAUGGAAAAUGGCACCUUACCAGAAUAUGCACAAUCAUCACCCGCUGCCACACGUGCACCAGCAGCAACGGGCAGGCCAACCGAUGGUUCCACCGCCGCAGCAGUCGGCAGGUUCUUCACAACAGCCACACAAUCAAUCGCAACCAACACAAAGCGCCGCCGCCGCAGGGGCCCCCGGUAGUCGGCCGUUCAACGCGGCCUUCAUUUCCCGACGAACGCCUCCCCAUCUGCAACCGUUCGCCCCGAGACCGUCGCCGCAGGACGAAAUGAUGGACGUGUACCCGGAGAUGUCUAUCUCUUAG
Messenger RNA from Anopheles nili, 1716 nucleotides. It is a transcript of the gene S6k, whose product is annotated as ribosomal protein S6 kinase beta-2. Lineage: Eukaryota; Metazoa; Arthropoda; Insecta; Diptera; Culicidae. Bases 1 to 1716 code for a protein of 571 amino acids. The transcript has 10 exons. Gene Ontology annotation, biological process: signal transduction; protein phosphorylation. The record is from RefSeq and is a predicted model, not a curated record. Gene Ontology annotation, molecular function: protein serine/threonine kinase activity; ATP binding.